Lycium ferocissimum is the source of this 420-nucleotide messenger RNA. RefSeq names its product CLAVATA3/ESR (CLE)-related protein 44. Gene Ontology annotation, molecular function: receptor serine/threonine kinase binding. Bases 1 to 420 code for a protein of 139 amino acids. Gene Ontology annotation, cellular component: apoplast. The record is from RefSeq and is a predicted model, not a curated record. Gene Ontology annotation, biological process: xylem development. NCBI's taxonomy places the organism in Eukaryota, Viridiplantae, Streptophyta, Magnoliopsida, Solanales, Solanaceae. The transcript has 2 exons.
AUGGCAACAUUGAGAAAAUCUGAAAUCUCCACAUUUAACUCUUACUCUUUGAUUUUCUUCUUGACCCUUUUCUUCCUCUUCCUCAUUGUUGUUCAGUCUUCUUCUGAUGAUGAUGUUAAUCCCUUUAAACCCUCUUCCCAGAAUUCAGAUCAUUCCUCUUCAUCUACCGCUACAAUUAACAUGAACUCAAGAAAGAUCCCUAGAAAUUCUCAUACAUCAUCGUCAUCUUCUUCUUCUUCUCGCGAUGGAACUCAUAGACAGUUUGAAGCAAGUGAGCAUGCAGUUCCUAGCGGACCGAAUCCAACAUCAAACAGGUUGACUACGUCGGACUAUCUUCUUGUUAAUGCAUAUGUGUUAGGUAUAAACCUUUUGCUUCAUGAGGAAGAUAUUCCCUCUCAAACUCCCAUUGUGGAUCUUUGA